AUGCGAUCGGUCCUUGCUGCCGAGCGCGGCCGGCAGCUGCAGCGGUACAAGUGCAAGAUGCCGCUUGAGCCUACAGCCCACCUCGUCACCGACGACGACCUAGCCAAAGCGCGCCUCAUUGCGCCAGAUGCGUCCUUCAAAGAGCCUGAUGAGGAGGACUUCCCAACAAAAUGGCGUCAGCUGAGGAGCCUGACGACCUUUCUCUCCUCCCACUGGCGCAAGAUGGACGUAGACAAGGUCCUUAGCGAGCUCAAAGUCGGUCAAGACAGCGGGGCGGCCAAGAAGGUCUGGCACGGCCCGGAACCGGUUCCAGCAGAGGAGCAGACCAGGUUUUAUCAGUGGCAGCAGCAGUGGCUGACCGACUACAAGGCUAGCCGGCAGCAGGAUCGCGCGCCGUAA
Molecule: messenger RNA, 399 nt
Organism: Colletotrichum higginsianum IMI 349063
Lineage: Eukaryota; Fungi; Ascomycota; Sordariomycetes; Glomerellales; Glomerellaceae
Exons: 1
Coding region: 1-399 (132 amino acids)
Source: RefSeq, a predicted model, not a curated record